UGUCCACUGAACAACACUCAACUUUAUCAACAACUGCUGACAUGACAUGAAGAAAAUCUCGACAACGCUCACGUGACCUCAGAACUCGAUAAAGACGCUUUAAAAAUAAGAUUCACUUCUACACAUCUUUAUACAGCCGGUAUUGAGCAGGAACGCGGGACGGGGCACAACGAGUCCUUUGCGGAAUCGGAGACAGGAACCAGUGCGCGCUUGCGUCAGCCGGCGAACCGAAAUACAGUCCUCGCGAUUCACUGUAUUUGAUUGACUUAAACGACGUCAAUGAUUCAGAAGCAACUUUUUGACUGAAAUGCAACAGCUAGUUUUCCCACUUUGUCGUGUUUUAUUGGAAGCGCACGUUUAUUAUUGCUUUAUUAAAAUAUUAGGCUAUAAUAACAUAGUAAAAAUAUGUUAAUCGACUAGGAAGCUUGUCAGCGCAAAGCUUUAUUUAUUAUUGAAACAUCUCAGGCUGGUUCGCAGGGAGAGGAGCGUCAUUAUUAGUACAGGAUCUGAGCUGAGGGUGGGAUCAGCUGAUGAUAAGUUACACGUGUUAAAGUGCAAGGGUCUUACUUUACUCUCCUCUACCUCAAGAGCUGGAUUAUCACUCUCUUCAGUGUGAUAUGAGAGGUGCACACGACUGAAGAGGAACAAGCCACCCCUCUCAUAUUGCUUUAUUUUAUUGUUUACUCCACCAAUUUCACCAAAGAUGUCCUGCUUGUUGCUUGGAGUACUGAGGAGGCGAAAUGCCAUCAGUACAGCUUCAGUGGGAGCGCGGUCCCUCGCCUCCAUUCCCUCUCUGCCUUCGUCAGUGGCUGACUUUGUGUCUGGCGCAGUGGCUGAGUGUAAACCUGCUAAAGUGCACGUGGUCACAGGCACACCAGAGGAGACGGCAGACAUCCUGGCCAACCUCGAGAAAGAGGGCAUGGUAAAAAAACUCAGCAAAUAUGAAAACUGCUGGCUGGCACGGACUGACCCUAAAGAUGUGGCUCGUGUGGAGAGUAAGACAGUGAUCGUCACGAAGAACCAAAGAGACACUAUUCCCAUCCCCGCCGGAGGUGCUAAGUCCCAGCUGGGCAGCUGGAUGAGUGAGGGAGACUUCCAGAAGGCCAGAGAGGACCGCUUUCCUGGCUGCAUGGCAGGACGCACUAUGUACGUCAUUCCCUUCAGUAUGGGCCCUGUGAACUCUUCUCUUGCUAAGUUUGGUGUUCAGGUGACAGAUUCUCCAUAUGUGGUGGCUAGCAUGGGCAUCAUGACACGCAUGGGGACACCUGUGCUGGAGAAACUAGCAGAGGGGGCGGAGUUUGUGCGCUGCCAGCACUCUUUGGGCCGACCUUUACCACUGAAAGCUCCUUUAGUAAACAGCUGGCCUUGUAACCCAGAGAAGGUCUUGAUCUCACAUCUCCCAGACACCAGGCAGAUCCUAUCCUUUGGCAGUGGUUACGGUGGAAACUCGCUCCUUGGAAAGAAGUGCUUUGCUCUUCGUAUCGCCUCACGCAUCGCCAAAGACGAAGGCUGGUUGGCUGAACACAUGCUGAUUCUGGGAAUCACAAAUCCUCAAGGAGUAAAACGGUACAUUGCAGCAGCGUUCCCGAGCGCUUGUGGGAAAACUAACCUGGCCAUGAUGAAACCGGCACUGCCAGGCUGGAAGGUUGAGUGUGUGGGCGAUGACAUCGCCUGGAUGAAAUUUGACAGUCAGGGUAAACUCAGAGCUAUUAAUCCAGAGAAUGGUUUCUUUGGAGUUGCCCCGGGGACGUCCCUAAAGACCAACCCUCAUGCCAUGGCAACCAUCUCCAGUAACACAGUGUUCACUAACGUAGGAGAGACCAGCGAUGGGGGUGUUUGGUGGGAGGGUCUGGAUCCACCUGCACCUGGAAUUAAACUCACAGACUGGCACGGGAAAUCUUGGAAGUAUGGUGAUUCUACACUGUGCGCUCACCCGAACUCCAGGUUUUGUGCCCCUGCUGGCCAGUGCCCUAUCAUAGACCCACUCUGGGAGAGUGAUGAGGGUGUCCCUAUUGAUGCCAUUGUAUUUGGUGGCAGAAGACCAGAAGGUGUGCCUUUGGUGUACGAGUCAUUUAACUGGCGCCAUGGUGUGUUUGUGGGUGCAGCCAUGAGAUCUGAAUCCACGGCCGCUGCGGAACAUAAAGGUAAAGUAAUCAUGCAUGACCCCUUCGCAAUGCGUCCUUUCUUCGGCUACAACUUCGGCGACUAUCUCGCCCACUGGCUGAGUAUGGAGAAGCGCAAAGGCCCGACCCAGCUCCCUAAGAUCUUCCAUGUCAACUGGUUCCGGAAAGAUCAGAAGACCGGCUCUUUCCUGUGGCCAGGGUUUGGAGAGAACGCCCGUGUCCUCGAGUGGAUCUUCAAACGAUGUGGCCGUACCAGUGAAGAAGAGGCUGCCACCAAGAGCAUUGUGGGAUGGAUUCCACAAAACGGUGCCAUAAACACAGAAGGCCUGGGUGGGAACAUCGAUAUGGGUGCCCUCUUUGACCUGCCCAAACCCUUCUGGCAAAAGGAAACACAGGAGCUUCGGACCUACUUCACCCAGCAGGUUGGAGCUGAUCUACCUGCACAAGUGGAAGGAGAGCUGAGGGCGCUGGAGGAGAGAGUUAGGGAUUGAACAGACGCUACAUUACAUUGAUGUUGAGUAGAUGUGAGGAAUAAGAUUGGUUGAGGUGGAAGUAACUGUUUUAAUGUGACUGACUGUUGCACUGCAUCUGAGAAACCAAAAAGUUCACUAGAUGCCCUCAGUGGUAUCAAUUCCAAGUGCCUUGUUUUAUCUUAAAGUAAAAGCUAAAAACUCUAUUUAAUGUUUACAAGCUAUCUAGCAAAAUGCCAUUUUAGAUUAUUUUCAGUUCAGACAAGACCACAUGAUGAAUUUAAAACAAAACAUCUUAAAAAAUGUAUAGUUUAUGAGUACACUACCUAUUAUAAGCACCAAUAUCAUCAUUUGUACUUGUUACCUUAUGAACACCGAAUUUUUAUUUCCAAAGAAUUUGCCUUGUGUUGGUGAUUCAGGUUGUAAUAUGAUUGACAUGAUUCGGGUUGAGCUAGGGUUGAAGAAUCUGGACCAAAGAGUACCAAAGAGUCUCAGUCAAUGAAUGUGUGUAUGUUUUUACCUGAGCUGACUGAAUAAAUAUAACUCUAAAACAAA
Messenger RNA from Megalobrama amblycephala (Wuchang bream), 3148 nucleotides. It is a transcript of the gene pck2, whose product is annotated as phosphoenolpyruvate carboxykinase 2 (mitochondrial). The transcript is spliced from 10 exons. The record is from RefSeq and is a predicted model, not a curated record. Gene Ontology annotation, biological process: propionate catabolic process; cellular response to dexamethasone stimulus; response to starvation. NCBI's taxonomy places the organism in Eukaryota, Metazoa, Chordata, Actinopteri, Cypriniformes, Xenocyprididae. Gene Ontology annotation, cellular component: cytosol; mitochondrion. Gene Ontology annotation, molecular function: phosphoenolpyruvate carboxykinase (GTP) activity; GTP binding; manganese ion binding. The coding region runs from base 704 to 2614 and encodes 636 amino acids.